AUGACGUCCAUCACAGUCCGCAUCCAUCCGGUGGUGCUGUUCAACAUCGUCGACAUAUAUCAGCGCCGAAACCACGACGCGAAUCGAGUGAUCGGCACUCUCUUGGGCUCUCAGGACAAGUCGGGGAACGUGGAGGUGAGCAACUCGUUUGUGGUGCAGCACCGGGAGGCCAACAACGAGGUGGCCAUCGACAUCGAGGUCGCCAAAGAGCUGUUUGAAUUGCACCGCAAAGUGAAUCCCAAUGAGACGAUCGUCGGCUGGUUCGCCACCGGAGGCGGUGAAGUGAAUGAGUACUCCGUUGUCAUCCAUGACUACUACUCGCGCGAGACGUCUAACCCGAUUCACCUGACAGUGGAUCCGUCGGAGCGCAACCUCAACGUGAAGGCGUACGUCUCGACGCCCUUCGGAGUGCCCGGGAAGACGACGGGAACCAUGUUUUCGUUGCUGACGGACGUGUCGAUAGCGGCCGGCUAUGAGCCCGAGAUGAUAGGUCUGCGCGCCUGUAUGUUGGCCUCCGGGCUCCAGACGUUCGGCAUCGCCAAGAAGAUGGACAGCGAGUUGGAUAUGAUUGUGCAGACCUCGCAGAAAGCGCAGGAACUCAUCCAAACCAUACUGGCCUUCAUCGACGACAACAUACUUUCCGGCAAUAAAUCGAUUCCCAGUAAUAGUAAUGAUAUCGGAAGACAACUGAUGGCCACCAUCGAGAGUAUUAUCCCAUUCGGUGGCGAUGACGACGACUCGCUUAAUGCUAACCUCAAAGACCUCUUAAUGGUUGUCUAUCUGACAAAUCUAACCAAAACCCAACUCAUGUUAAACGAAAAAUUAAGUUUACUUCAAAUCAAUUGA
This is a messenger RNA of Oppiella nova, 846 nucleotides long. The record is from the annotation of a GenBank genome assembly. NCBI's taxonomy places the organism in Eukaryota, Metazoa, Arthropoda, Arachnida, Sarcoptiformes, Oppiidae.